AAUAUACUUUACUUACUUAGAACAUACUUUUUUUUUUAUAUACAUAUAUUCUUAUACAAUUUUAGUGUAUAUAUUUUUAUAUAUAUGUUUGUUAUACUUGCAAAUAAUAAUUUUAUAUCCUCCCUUUUUUUGAUGAAUUAAGUCUAGCUGGGUACCACAUUUUGUGGAUUUCGAAGGAUGCCUAACAUCUUCCCUUUGGAAUAAUGUAAACCCUUACCUAGAAUCUAAAUUGGUUUUCGCAGAUUGAAACGUGAGUCAUACAGGUCAUCCAUCAAAUAGGUUUUCCUUAUUUUCCUAAAUAAAUUAGGUGGCGACUCCAUACAAUAAUUAAUCUUUUUCAGAGUCCAUAUGUUGUGCUUUAUCUAAUCUCGGUUAAAAAUAGGGCAUAACAGUCAUUGCGACCACUUUUGAAAGAAAAGCGAGCGCAAGACUGUCUAGCUGGCUAAAGAAAGCUAGGGAUGAUCGAGCACCUUCGAGUUAGAUGCUACCUCAUAUAUUUGAAGAAUUAUGUCGGUAUUGGGAUACCGAAGAAUUCAAGGCCUUGUCCGAUCAAGGUAAAAAAGCAAGAGCCAGCCUAAAGGGUGGUUCGUUGCACACCAGAGGUGCAAAGAGUGUUGAUACGAUUUAGAGGAAGAUGGAAAAAAAAUUGGGACGCACUCCCUAUCGCCAUGAAGUCUUUAAAAAGACUCAUGUGAAGAAAAAUACUAAUGAAUCGGAUCCGAAUGAGUGGGUGAAGGAAAGGGCCGAACGAACCUAUCAAGAUUAUGAGCGGCACGUACGUGAGAUGGGAGAUUCGGUUCAGCUAACGCCUGAACAGUCCACUCAAAUUUGGACAGAAAAAGUGGUUGGAGGCAGCCACAAGGGCCGAAUAUAUGGAAUGGACUCUAGGACUAAUGUACGACGACUCCAAUCAGGUUUAGAAGGUAUUGGAUCAUCGCGUCAAGCCGAUGCCAUUGACGGGGUUCAGAUAGCUGCAAUGUCUCAGCAAAUUGCAGAACUUACACGCGCAUUGGCAGAAUCAGAGAAAAGAAGGAUCAAAGAUAAAAAAAGUAUGAAUGAACAAGUUGAGCAAAUUAAAGAACAAGUGCUCAACCUCGCUCGUCAGCCUUCGCCCCGUUAUUCAAGAGCGUCCACUCCGGAUGAUUCCGACGAUAGUGAUGAAUAUAUAGAAAAUAGUCCUUAGGGUUCCCUAUGUUUGUUUAUGAAUAUUUUGAAUAUUUUUUAUUAACUUUGAAACACU
This is a messenger RNA of Solanum dulcamara, 1240 nucleotides long. RefSeq lists its product as uncharacterized. NCBI's taxonomy places the organism in Eukaryota, Viridiplantae, Streptophyta, Magnoliopsida, Solanales, Solanaceae. The transcript has 3 exons. The record is from RefSeq and is a predicted model, not a curated record. Bases 635 to 1183 code for a protein of 182 amino acids.